Heterocephalus glaber (naked mole-rat) is the source of this 1857-nucleotide messenger RNA. The record is from RefSeq and is a predicted model, not a curated record. Lineage: Eukaryota; Metazoa; Chordata; Mammalia; Rodentia; Bathyergidae.
UCAGAGACGGCUUUUGCCAGCACCGCCCGGCCGUGGUGGGCACGGUGUGGGCAGCAGGUGAGCUGGUUGGAGGACAGCCGGGCUGGGAGCGGCUCGGUCACGCUGCCUCUCCCCCAGGUCUACAUCCGCACGCCUUCUGGGGAGGUGCAGACGGUCCUGGUCCAGGACAGCCCGCCAGCCACAGCUGUGACUGCCUCCACCACUCCCUGCAGCAGCCCCGCGCCCCGCGCCCCCAGCCUGAGCGGGAGCAGCAAAAAGCACUCGGCCGCCAUCCUGCGCAAGGAGCGGCCGCUGCCCAAGAUCGCGCCGGCCGGGAGCGUCAUCAGUCUGAAUGCUGCGCAGCUGGCGGCCGCCGCGCAGGCCAUGCAGACCAUCAACAUCAACGGUGUCCAGGUCCAGGGUGUGCCGGUCACCAUCACCAACACCGGCGGGCAGCAGCAGCUGACAGUACAGAAUGUCUCCGGAAACAACCUGACCAUCAGUGGGCUGAGCCCCACCCAGAUCCAGCUGCAGAUGGAGCAGGCGCUGGCUGGGGAGGCGCAGCCGGGGGAGAAGCGACGCCGCAUGGCCUGCACUUGUCCCAACUGCAAGGACGGGGAGAAGAGGUCCGGGGAGCAGGGCAAGAAGAAGCACGUGUGCCACAUCCCAGACUGCGGCAAGACCUUCCGGAAGACAUCGCUGCUGCGGGCCCACGUGCGCCUGCACACUGGCGAGCGGCCCUUUGUGUGCAACUGGUUCUUCUGUGGGAAGAGGUUCACACGUAGUGACGAGCUGCAGAGGCAUGCGCGCACACACACAGGGGACAAGCGCUUCGAGUGUGCCCAGUGUCAGAAGCGCUUCAUGCGGAGCGACCACCUCACCAAGCACUACAAGACCCACCUGGUCACCAAGAACUUGUGAGGCCAGCGAGCGGGAGGCCCUGCAGACUCGGACCCUCGGUUCCCCCAGUCCCGAGGGCCCGGCUCCUGUGUGCGGUCGAGUCCCCACAGGAAGGGGCUCUGCACCCGCCCUCCCUUUCUCACCUCGGGUGCUGGCCACCUGGCCCAGGGACACUGGCCCUGCCCAGUGCGGCCCUGCCCAGUGGGGCCCUGCCCGAGACGUUCUGACCCAGGACGCGUGGGACCCUUAUUUCCAAAGGAAAACGUGCAUUUCACUCCGUCGAGGAGCAAAGUGAGCCCCCUCCACCCCCCUCCUGCCCCAGCACCCCCAACACUGCCGGGGUCCCAUCGUGCCAUAGCCCCCGCCCCACCCCGGCCACCAGGGACGUCCCAGGGCCCCGCAGCCUCCCCGGGCGGCCGCCCUCGCAGCGGCAGAGACCGCUCCAGACAUUCCAACUUGCAGCCAGGGUCGGCGCUGUGGGCCCCGUCCCUCUGCGGAGAACGUUGCCUUAUACUCUACUUCCGAUGAUGAACACUGUGUAUUGUUUGCUUUAACAAGUUUUAUUUAAUUGCUCCCUUGGUCCCCUCCUGUCAGCUCCUGUGCCUGCUCUCAUUUGGGGUUUGGGGGGGUCAGUGAUGAGGGUAUGAACUUCAUGUCAUCCCGAGUGACACCGCAUUUCCCCAGGUCCACACCCACAGGUGCCCUCCCCGGCCCCUGGCCACCGGCUGUGUACAGUGUAUAUUGUAUAAUAGAUGACUGCGUCUACUACAUGUUUUAAAAACAUAUUGCUUGUUAUUUUUGAGGCUUUUAAAUUAAACAAAUUCAACUUUAUUUUUAGUUGUAACUGCUUGAGGUAUGUUUUCUGAAUUAAGUGACAGAUUUGUUAUCCUUUAUUAACAGUGGACUUUGUUGGUCGGUGCUGGGCUGACAAAAAAAUUUUCUUGCUAAUAAAUUUAGUUGCCUGAGGCAAAAUCUGCA